GACAAACCGAUAGUUAUAGUUCGUAUGCAUGAUUGCAGUGAUUAUUUACACAGAGACGCGCGCACACGCGUACACGCUGCUUAAAUUGCUUUGCCUCAACUUUACGUACAUGGAAGAGCGUUUCAAGUUCUCCAAGCCAAAACCCAUAGUUAAGUCGUUCUUCGCUGUAUAUUAAUCGUUGAUGGCGAUAUAGAAUGCCGGAAGUACCGGCGGAGCAGCAGCGUUAAAGUAUAACGGCGAGAGCACAGACUCUGCGCUCCCUGCAGUAGCUUGGGAGCAAUAAAUUGCGAAGUAUAAUAAUGUUGCGCGCGUUCGUUGAUCGUAAGAAUUCGUCGACAUCGGUAGUACUCGAAAAUAAAGAUUAUAAGGAGAAUAUGAAUCACGCGAUAUGCUACUUGAGAAGAUUGCUUCGGUUCAUCGGUGUUUGGUCCUUGGUAAAGAAAAAUCGAGAAAGGAGAGACAUCGUAAUAGCAGUACUUCUUAUAAUAUUGGCGACGCUGUUACCGUCAUUCGUAAUGGUUCCGUGCAUAUUGCACGCCUUACUGAGAGAACAGAAUCCAAACAAAAAAAUGAAAUUACUCGCACCGAUUGGUCUCCGCGCGGCGAAUUGCGUUAAAUAUUACGCUAUGCUUAAUCGUCUCGAUGCCCUCAAGUUUUGCUUCAAACAAGUUGAAACCGAUUGGAUGACGGUGUCUACUCUCGCCGAUCGCCAAAUUAUGAGAAAAAAAGCCAUUUUAGGACGGCGCAUAACUAUCUUAUGUAUAAUGGUUUUUUAUACUAGUACAUUGUCUUACAAUGCGAUUCUGCCAAUUUGGCGUGGUAGUAAAAUAAACGAAUUUAAUAAAACUAUCAGACCGGUCGUCUAUCCCGGUUAUGAUAUAUUCGUCGAUCCCCAAGCAUCUCCUACGUACGAAAUCAUCUUUUGUACCACCGUUUUCGCGGCUUGUUCCACUUAUACGGUUAUAUCCGGAUCGUGCAGUUUAGCUGCCACCUUUGUUACUCACGCUUGUGGCCAGAUUGAAAUUAUCAUAUCCCGUCUCAAAACUAUAUUCGAUAACCUUCAGGGCAACGAUCACCGACUUCUCAAUGAUCGUAUUUCCUUCAUUGUACGACGUCACGUUAGGGUUCUUAGUAUGACAGAAAAGAUCGAAGAGCUUCUCAAAGAGAUUUGUCUUUUGGAAGUGGUGUCGUCGACUCUAAUAAUGUGCUUGCUCGGAUACUAUUUUAUGAUGGAAUGGGAAAACGCUGACAUAGCCGCUAUGUUCCCUUAUUUCCUGGUGCUAUUUUCUUUGUCUCUCAAUGUAUUCGUGUUUUGCCAAAUCGGUGAAAUUCUUACGGAACAGUGUGCUGAGAUUGGAAAAGCCGUAUACAUGAUCGAUUGGUAUGACAUGCCGGGGAAAACUGGUUUGGCAUUAAUAUUGGUAAUCGCAAUGGCAAAUAUUCCUCGUAAAUUGACAGCAGGUGGAAUGAUAGAUCUUUCGGUCGCCAGUUUCGGUGCUAUUAUAAAAACGUCAGCGGUAUAUUUUAACAUGUUACGGGCGAUGGAUGAAUGAAGAGAAAUGUAACACAAAAUAAUGAUGACUUUCGACUCCAAAGAUAGUAAACUGCUGUGUAUUUAUUUUGAGGCAAUAGUCGGUGUGACGUAACGAAAUAUUAAAAUUAAUG
Venturia canescens is the source of this 1665-nucleotide messenger RNA. Its product is annotated as odorant receptor Or2-like. Bases 300 to 1553 code for a protein of 417 amino acids. The record is from RefSeq and is a predicted model, not a curated record. Lineage: Eukaryota; Metazoa; Arthropoda; Insecta; Hymenoptera; Ichneumonidae. Gene Ontology annotation, biological process: sensory perception of smell; detection of chemical stimulus involved in sensory perception of smell. The transcript is spliced from 5 exons. Gene Ontology annotation, cellular component: plasma membrane. Gene Ontology annotation, molecular function: olfactory receptor activity; odorant binding.